AGCGACGCAGGGGUCAUGGCGGACGACAAGGGGAAAAAAUGGAGGAUUGCGCGCACGGAUUCCCCGGCUAUAAAAGGCGCUCCACCCCCCACGAACUCACCAGCUCUCCACCAAGAGCUAAUACCAGAAUAUACCGUAACACCACCGCACCACCACCUAACGCCGGCUGCUUGCUUUACACCGCGUCGUGCGUUCCCAGAUCCGCCGAGUUCUUCGAUCGCUCCAGCAAAGAUGAAGAUCACGGUGCGGGGGUCGGAGAUUGUGUACCCGGCGGCGGAGACGCCGCGUCGGCGGCUGUGGAACUCGGGCCCGGACCUGGUGGUGCCGCGGUUCCACACGCCCAGCGUCUACUUCUUCCGCCGGAAGGACGCGGAGGGGAACGACCUGGCGGCCGCGGACGGGAGCUUCUUCGACGGGGCACGGAUGCGGCGCGCGCUGGCGGAGGCGCUGGUGCCCUUCUACCCGAUGGCGGGGCGGCUGGCCCGCGACGAGGACGGCCGCGUGGAGAUCGACUGCAACGCGGGCGGGGUGCUGUUCCAGGAGGCGGACGCGCCCGACGCCACCGUCGACGACUUCGGCGACUUCGCGCCCACCAUGGAGCUCAAGCGCCUCAUCCCCACCGUCGAGUACACCGACGACAUCUCCGCCUUCCCGCUCCUCGUGCUCCAGGUGACACACUUCAAAUGCGGUGGCGUCGCGAUCGGCGUGGGCAUGCAGCACCACGUUGCCGACGGCUUCUCCGGCCUGCACUUCAUCAACUCGUGGGCGGACCUCUGCCGCGGCGUCCCGAUCGCCGUCAUGCCCUACAUCAACCGCUCCCACCUCCGCGCGCGUGACCCGCCGGCCCCGGCCUACCCUCACAUCGAGUACCAGCCGGCUCCCGCCAUGCUCUCCGAGCCUCCGCAGGCGCCCCUCACGGCGAAGCCGGCGGCGCCGCCCACCGCCGUUGCCAUCUUCAGGCUGAGCCGCGCCGACCUCGGGCGCCUCCGCUCGCGGAUCCCCGCGCGCGAGGGCGCGCCGCGGUUCAGCACGUACGCGGUGCUGGCAGCGCACGUGUGGCGGUGCGCGUCCCUGGCGCGCGGCCUCCCCGCCGACCAGCCCACCAAGAUGUACUGCGCCACGGACGGGCGGCAGCGGCUGCAGCCGCCGCUCCCGGAGGGGUACUUCGGCAACGUGAUCUUCACGGCGACGCCGCUGGCCGACGCCGGCACGGUGACGGCCGGGGUGGCGGAGGGCGCGGCGGUGAUCCAGGAGGCGCUGGACCGGAUGGACGACGGGUACUGCCGGUCGGCGCUGGACUACCUGGAGCUGCAGCCGGACCUGUCGGCGCUUGUCCGCGGCGCGCACACGUUCCGGUGCCCCAACCUGGGGCUCACCAGCUGGGUGCGCCUGCCCAUCCACGACGCGGACUUCGGGUGGGGGCGGCCCGUGUUCAUGGGCCCCGGCGGCAUCGCGUACGAGGGGCUCGCCUUCGUCCUCCCCAGCGCCAACCGCGACGGCAGCCUGUCCGUGGCCAUCUCGCUGCAGGCCGAGCACAUGGAGAAGUUCCGGAAGCUCAUCUACGACUUCUGAUCUCCUUCACACACGAGCCAUCCAUCAGUAAGCGCAGGAGCAGCAGAAAUCGAAACAGGAGGGUGAUCUUACAAGUUUACUAGGUUGCAGCAAGAUUCUUUGAUUGCACACAUACUAGUUCCUGCACACGUUUUCCGUUCCUGCCUGCCCCUUUUGGGCAGGAUGUACACGUUUUGUGCCGUAUAUGAUUCACGGGCCUGAACGGCCUGAGCAAUUGUAUGAUGAACAAUUUAAGCAGUUCCGAAUGAGACAGAUGAAUAAGGUUAAUUAUCUCUU
Setaria italica (foxtail millet) is the source of this 1848-nucleotide messenger RNA. Its product is annotated as hydroxycinnamoyltransferase 2. Gene Ontology annotation, molecular function: acyltransferase activity, transferring groups other than amino-acyl groups. The transcript is spliced from 3 exons. The record is from RefSeq and is a predicted model, not a curated record. The coding region runs from base 16 to 1572 and encodes 518 amino acids. NCBI's taxonomy places the organism in Eukaryota, Viridiplantae, Streptophyta, Magnoliopsida, Poales, Poaceae.